Molecule: messenger RNA, 2953 nt
Organism: Rhopilema esculentum
Lineage: Eukaryota; Metazoa; Cnidaria; Scyphozoa; Rhizostomeae; Rhizostomatidae
Product: GDP-fucose protein O-fucosyltransferase 2
Biological process (GO): protein O-linked glycosylation via fucose
Molecular function (GO): peptide-O-fucosyltransferase activity
Source: RefSeq, a predicted model, not a curated record
GAUAGUUACUGUUAUGAGGCCUAUUCAUAAUGACAGCUGCUUGGAAACGUGUCAACUGUGUCAAGCCGCUGCUUUUAUCUCAAUGAAAAGUUUGUUGCCUUUGUUGAACUGAGGAAAGAAGUUUGUAUCAAAAAGUAUGACUCUCAAAGAGACACUUUUAUUGACAUUAGCCAUAUGUUUCAUAAAUGGAAAGCUGGUUUAUGGAGAAGAUAAUGAUGAUGGAGAUGCGUCAGUUCCCAGUUUUCGGUUAGGUCAACAAUUGAAUGAAACCAAGUCUAUGAGUGUUGAAAAAUAUUUGAUUUAUGAAGUCAAUCCCGGAGAAGGUUUUAAUCUUAGAAGAGAUGUGUUUAUUAGAGUUGCUAACCUAGUUAAGCUUCUACAAUCUCAAGGGGAAAACAUUGUUUUGGUACUCCCACCAUGGAGAACAUUGUAUCAUUGGAAAUCAGGACGACAGGAAAAUGCUUUACCUUGGAGAAAGUUUUUCGAUAUUAAGAAUAUAAAUAAAUAUGUGUCUGUUAUUGAGUUUCAAGAUUUUGUUAGAAUAAAUAAAAGUCCAGGAAUCGAUCUGAUCGUGUAUUUGCAGAGGCAUCCUGAUGGAUUUAGUAAUGGAUGGGAUGAAAAAAUAGAGGAAGAUGAUUGCAAAGACAAGUCAGUCUAUUGGAAAGAUUCCGAUGGCACAUAUCAUGGAUACUUUUGGGGCCUAGAAAACGUCUAUGGAAGGGAUUUUAAAUGUGUAUCUGUUCAAGGAACAGCAAAGAUAUUAAGUGAAUACAUUGUGUCAAAAAAUGUGAGAUCAAUACUAAUAGAUAGGUUUGAAGAAGUGUUACACAUUGGAUAUGGGGAUUCAGAAUUCUGGAGGGCCCGGCGGAGUCUCGUAUUUGCAAAACCCCUUCGCCGAGAAGCCGACGAUUUUCGCAAGAAAGUUCUCGAUUCAACGGACGAAGGUGACAUCACUCCGUACAACGACAAAGACUGGAGGGAACAGAUUCCAAAAGAUGGGUCCGCAAAAGGGGGCAACUACUUGGCUGUUCAUAUGAGAAGAGGAGAUUUCGUGUUCAGUGGCAGAGAAGGAGUACCAUCAAUAAAAGCGGUCGCCAAGCAAAUAAGAAACCUGCUUAAGAAAACAAAACUUGAAGCUGUAUUCCUUGCUACUGAUGGCAGCGACAAAGAGGUUGAAGAGCUCCAAUCAAAAGUGAAAGUACCACUUCGCAGAUUUAGGCCGUCACCGGAAGCUUUACGCAAAUAUGGCGACGGAGGGAUUGCAAUUAUUGAUCAAUGGAUUGCAGCUCACGGAAGGCACUUCAUUGGAAGCUGUGAAUCAACUUUUUCGUUUCGGAUCCAUGAAGAACGGGACAUUUUGGGUUUCCAUCCUGAUACCACUUAUAACUGCUUUUGUAUGGAAAAAGACAUGGGGAAAUGUGAGCAACCGACCAGAUGGAGGGUGCAGUUUACAUGAAGUAGCAAGUCAAUUUCUUUAUUGUACAUUGGACAAUAUGUUAUCCAAGCGUUAGUUGGCAAUAUUUUAAUGAUAAUUUCGUUGCUAGAUGUAGUCAUAUAAAGGUAAAUAUUAUUUAGUUAUACAAGGGAAAGAAAAAAUAUUUUUAACAUACAUUUACGCGUUUUAGAAAGGUUGGAAUGAUACUAGUACUCAAUUUUUCUUAGAACUUUCUUAACCUGAUAUCAACCAUUUUUAGGAGCCUUUGAAAAAUAAGCAUUCUAAAAUAUUCUUUAGCUUUUGCUCAUGAUACUCUCAAAGUAUUAAACGUUUGAAUAUGUAAUCGAAAACUCAAAACAAAGAAUUUAAUGUAGUCAGUUGAUAAUUGAAAUAGGCCAAUCAGAAAUGGAAGCACGUGACUGUAAAGGUUGCCCAAUCAGCGCCGCUUGCCUACUGAAAACAUUGGAGAACCUUUUCUGUCUAUUUGCCUGCAGCUUUAAGGGAACUUGUAAAUACAUAAAGCAUGGUCGCAAAGGACAGAUUCGGUUCGAGUCUCAAUCAAGGCUAGUUUAGAAACUGUUUAAGCCCAGGAAGAAGUGAGAUAAGUUUUGACAAAUAAACAUAAUUUGUAAAUGAAAUAUAAAAGGAGUUGUUUCUCUACGUGAUAGAAAGCGAUUUCUGAAAUUGAUAAAUCACAGCUAAAUACUUUCCUAGGCUAAAAAACUCAUUACUGAACUGUCUUAACUUUUUUAGGAGCCGAGUACUACAAUUUUCUUGCAAACCAGUUUCUUAUAAAAAACAUGUUAUUGGGAUAGUUUCUUUAUUUAAUUUAGCAGAUUAGUCUAAAUUAGUUGAUGUCAUCUUUUUCCCUGUUCGUCUAGUUGUUGUUACUUUUUAAUUAGGGGUUAUGCGAUAUUGUUGUCAAAUUGUACUUUCGCAGGUCUAUAAAAAUAGUUAAAUUUACUUGUAGGAGUUUCUGAAAUUUAACUGUCUGCUCAAAUUGUUUUGUUUUGUAUUCUUAUUGAUUUCAAAGUACAGAUUAACUUGCUGUUGCAGCGGUAUAGCCACGGUAGCUUUAGCUGGAUGUGUCUAAAUAUGGGUUCUGGGGGCGAGACCAAGUGGCAUAACGAACUGAAGUUGCUUUAAGUUCAAAAACUAAGGGCCCCUUACCUUAAGGGGAUCCUAGCAAAACCGGCAUUCUGGAGAUGAUGAACGAGUUUAAGGAGCACCCAAACUUGUAUUAUGUAUCAGUCAAAAUGAAUUGAAAGCCUGUUUGAGGCACACUCUUUGUUUUGGCUGAGGGGGUCUUCCCCAAAAGCACUUCUAGAAUGAAGAGUGCAGUCUGUAAACCCAGCCCCAAAAAUCAUUUGCACGCCGCCACGCUGAUUUGGGAGAUGACUCCAAGCCAAAAAAAUUAGGCCUAAAUACGUAGUAUACAAACUUGCUUCGAAUGCAAACCUUUACAAUUUUGCGAGAAUUAUUAUAAAAAUGAAAACUUGGGAAAAAUUAUUUUUUUAU